Messenger RNA from Neospora caninum, 1824 nucleotides. RefSeq names its product tryptophanyl-tRNAsynthetase,related. NCBI's taxonomy places the organism in Eukaryota, Apicomplexa, Conoidasida, Eucoccidiorida, Sarcocystidae. The coding region runs from base 1 to 1824 and encodes 607 amino acids. The record is from RefSeq and is a predicted model, not a curated record. Gene Ontology annotation, cellular component: cytoplasm. Gene Ontology annotation, molecular function: tryptophan-tRNA ligase activity; ATP binding. Gene Ontology annotation, biological process: tryptophanyl-tRNA aminoacylation. The transcript has 13 exons.
AUGUCGACGCGAACUCCGUACCAGGACGCAGCCCUCGCUAUCGUCAAGGGCGCGGCUUGCAUUGCCCUCAGUCUGAAGACUGGCCGCACCACGCGGAACGUCAAAUUUUCCAAAGACAACAAAUGCUCCAUCACCCUCGGCCCCGUCGAUAACCAACCGACCGCCUCUGAAGAGGAGCUCCUGAAGACCCUGACUCAGCAGAAGAUCGAGGAAAAUUGCCCGUUCCGCGUGUUCACCAUCCCCCGCGAAGUGGCAACCCGAAUGUACCAGGAAUCCUACCUGGACGAAUUCGGAAUUCCCGCCAACGUGAAGGAAGUUCGCCUCGUUGUCCUCCCCGAAUGGAACAUUAACGCCAAUAUCUACCCGACGUUGAAGUCGACGGGGCAGAUCGCUGAGAUCCGUUUCGAGACGGUGAAGUUCGUUGCGGAGAAGCGCCAGCUUUGCCUCACCCUCCAAGUAGUCCCUGCGGAUAAUGGCGAUGCGCCCGCUGUCGCCGUGGAGGAGAAGGUCGCCCCUGAGGACCUCCCGACACUCUCUCAGGUGCUUCCGCCCUCGGGCGUGGAAGGCGAUGACCUUGGCAACGACGGCCAGGAUGACCAGACCGUCACUCCGUGGGACGUGCAGGCGAACGAGGGUGGCAUCGACUAUGACAAACUUCUGAAGAAGUUCGGUUGCUCUGCCAUCACCCCACAACUCAUUUCUCGCAUUGAGGCUCUGACUGGCAAGCGGGCGCAUCACUUGCUGCGUCGCGGCAUCUUCUUCUCUCACCGAGACCUGAACUUGCUGUUGGAUGCUAUCGAGAAGCGACAGGCGAAUCUCGCGAGCGAGAAACGUGAGGACGGCGCAGGCGCCGAUGCCUUCUCAGGGCCAGCCUUCUACCUUUACACAGGGCGUGGCCCAUCCUCCGAGGCUCUCCACAUUGGACAUCUCGUCCCCUUCAUGUUCACCAAGUACCUCCAGGACGUUUUUGAUGUUCCUCUUGUCAUCCAGUUGACCGACGAUGAGAAGUUCCUGUUUAAGGAAAACUUGACCCUCGAGGAGACACACCGUCUUGCAUUCGAGAACGCGAAGGAUAUCAUUGCAUGCGGCUUCGAUCCCGACAAGACCUUCAUCUUCUCUGAUCUAUCCUACAUCCAGCACCUGUACCCCGUCAUUUUGGAGAUCCAAAAGAAGGUCACCUACAAUCAAGUGCGCGGCCUCUUUGGCUUCGUCGAGAGUGACAACAUCGGAAAAUCUGCGUUCCCAGCUGUCCAGGCAGCGCCCUCGUUCCCCACAGCCUUCCCGAUGAUCUUUGGUGGCAAGAAGGACGUGCGCUGCCUCAUCCCUCAGGCGAUUGACCAGGAUCCGUACUUCCGCAUGACUCGUGAUGUCGCUCCUCGUUUGGGUCUGUUGAAGCCGGCUCUGAUUCACUCGCGUUUCAUCCCUGCUCUCCAAGGCUUCAAAACGAAAAUGUCAGGAUCCGUCGAGACCUCAUCCAUUUACGUCUCAGACACCCCUGAACAGAUCAAGAACAAAAUCAACAAAUACGCCUUCUCGGGCGGACAGGCGACUGAGUCUGAGCAGAGAGAGAAGGGUGCGAACCUCGAGAUCGAUGUGCCCUAUCAGUACCUCACUUUCAUUCUCCCCGACGAUGAUCUCCUCAAGGAAAUCGGUGAGAAAUACGCGAAGGGAGAAAUGCUCACCGGUGAGGUCAAGGCCGUCUUGAUCAAGGAGUUGCAGGCACUCGUCGGCGGCCACCAGGAACGCCGCGCCAAGGUCACGGACGACAUGGUCCGUCAAUUCAUGGACCCGUUUCGUCCCUGCUUCCAGAGGUACGCGAAGUAG